AUGGGCGACAAUGGCAUAGACCCUGGAGAGCCUUUUGCCAUACCGGAUUUAUGGGCGCCCUCUAAAUUACGCGCUAUUGGGGUAGAGGAGAACGACCUCCUUUUUUCCCAGUUAAAGCUUGAUGAUCUUGAUGGAACACUUCCACUUAUUGUCGAGCCCAUCGAGAAUGGCAAUGAUCAUGUCUUCUUUUCUAUCCCCGACAUGCCAUUUGGGCCUACUCAGAGUGCACCAAUUACUAUCGAUGCGCCCGAUGCGCACCCAGAUCCGGCAGAGGACUCUACGAACGAGGAAAUUGAGGCUGGCGAUAUAUGGCUAUUAUCGCACGAUAAUCCAGUCGGCAAGCCAAAUUACCAGAGUUGGGAUGCGUUUGAGAACCCUGCCUUUAAAGAUUGCCACUCGGCGUAUAUUUCAGAGAGUGGCCCCGCUACAUUCGAUGCCGCACUGGCAGCAAAAGAGGACUUUCUGCAUGUUGACAAUGCAGGGCAUGUAGUGCUAGACACAAAAACUUAUGUUUCGGCUCUAUUAAAUCUCGGUCUCGGAAGGAGCUCGGUGCUCUUUACUUGGAACGAACAAAAGCAAUUCUUUAGCCCUUCCUUUCAAGAGAUGAGAAUUUCUGGCUAUACUGGGAACUCUUUGGAUCAUCUGUUGACGACAUUCAUGGAAUGCGGUAGCACCACAAGAUCUCUCCAAGCGUUUGUCAAUAAGUCCUAUAUCCAAAAUACGUCACCGUGUCGGAUUGCUUUGGCAGAUGCAGUUUCCACUUUGCUAGCUACCAUACAGGCUCGGUUGAGUGCAAGCACAUCAAUGCAUAACAGCAUCUUGCAGCUUCAGGCUCUAUUUCAACCCGCCCAUUCGAUACUAAAAUGCUUCCAGCAAAUUGUCACCAACGUGUCCGCUACACGAAACGACGAGUCCAUGCUCUCUACAAUAUAUCAAGAGAUCCAGCUGCUUGAGCAUCGAACAGAUUCCCCUAGAAACAUACUCUUGGUGAUAUUGUCGCGCGUAUCUCAACCAUGGCUUAAAUUCUUGGGUGAGUGGCUAGGCUUACAACGUGAAUCAGAAUUGGCCUUGAGCAAACACGGCCGGGGAAAGAGUUUUGUCAAAGUGGAGAAUCGGGAAUGGGUGGACGACCAGGGCCUAGAGCUCCAUGGACCUGACUUCAUCUUGGAUUUUGAUAAGGUCCCAUCUUUCAUUACUCCGGAAGAUGCACGGGUAAUGUUUGAGGUGGGAAGGAGCCUCCGGUUUCUAAGAGAUCAUCACUCGGAUCAUCCAUUGGCCAGAGCGGAUGUUGUAGCUUCCACUAAUCCACCAGCCCUUGAAUGGGAGUUCUCGUGGGAGAAUAUCGUGCAGGUUGAGUCAAAAGCGUUGCAAUAUGAGAACGACCUGAAGAGGGCCAUUCAGCGGUUCUCGAUGCCAGGUGCCAACCCAUUAAAACUCGAACCACUCGGCCAAACACUUGAUAAGGAACCGUUCCAGUUGGAUUUCUUUGGCAGGCCAGAAGACGACAUGGAAGCACAUGUUCUGGCCUCCAUAGCUGCAUUUAAUGGGCCGUUCAAGGACGGCACACCAACAGACGACCUUUCCCUGGAGCUAAAUACCUAUCUUACGGCAACGGGUAUCUUACCUCACUAUGACGACUCCGUGUCCUGUCCUCCGAUGUCUUUGGUACCCCUACUAUCCUUCAAUCCAAUCAUAUCCGCUCAAGCCCGACUUGUCAACAGUACAUGCAUGCGUCUUUUCUUUAAGUCCCACAGUCUGCGUGAGCAUCUAGACCUGCAGCGGGAUUUUCAUCUACUCGGGAACGGCGUAUUCUCGAGCAGACUUUCCCACGCGCUCUUUGAUCCCGAAUUAGAGAGUGCUGAACGCCAGAGGGGAGUUGCUCGGUCUGGUAAUACGAUGGGCCUUCGUCUUGGUGGCAGAGAUAAUUGGCCACCCGCAAGCUCUGAACUUCGAUUGGCCCUCAUGGGAGUCUUAUCAGAGAGCCAUAUCCCAAAAAAGGCCCAACAUAGAAGCCAUGCAGGCACAUAUCUAAAUCAGAACUCGCUUCCGGGCGAUUUAAGUUUCGCUGUGCGAGAUAUGUCUGAAGACGAGAUCGAAAAAUGCAUGGAUCCUGAUUCGGUCGAAGCUCUCGAUUUCCUCCGCCUAUCUUACAAGCCACCUCCACCACUCGAGGCCGUCAUUACACCUUUGAUACUCUACAAAUAUGAUCAGCUGUUCAAGUGUUUGUUACGUGUACUUAGAAUGCUCUACGUGGUUUCUGAUCUCUUCCGCCACGGAACAUAUCGCUCAUCCUCCCAAAAACCAAUUGACACCAUAGCGCAGCGCUUUCGCGUCGAGGCUCAUCAUUUCAUCACCUCUAUCGGGGGCUAUUUCUUCGAUACCGGUAUUGAAGCAACGUGGCGCAUUUUCGAAUGCAAGUUACAGGAGAUCGAGGAUCGGAUAAAUAAUAACGAGGGCGAUAUCACACUUGGACAGAACGAAGGCCUUGACAAACUAAGGGACUACCAUGAACGAGUGCUAGACAAAAUUAUGUUUACCCUAUUCCUGAGAAAGCGGCAGCAGGCUGUUCUGAAACUACUUGAAGAGAUAUUUGCGCUUGUUCUUCAGUUUUCUAAGCAUUCCCGGCAAAGAGCACUAGGGCUAGAAGGAGAAGAUAGUGCUGGUGAUGAGGUUCGAGAAAUAUAUCUCAAGUUUCGGAAGAAGGUCGGCGUGUUCAUCACUGUCUGUAGGAGCCUGAGUGAAAAGAAGGGCUAUGGCGAGAAGAAAUAUGAUGGAAGGGCUGCUGCGCGCGGGGGGUUGUUUGAUGGAGAUGAUUUAGCGGAGGAGAACACUGUUUCUCACCUCCUCUCUCGCCUAGAGAUGUCGAAUUAUUACUCAAGGACAGUCAAUAUCUAA
Messenger RNA from Venustampulla echinocandica, 2895 nucleotides. RefSeq names its product Spindle pole body component. Lineage: Eukaryota; Fungi; Ascomycota; Leotiomycetes; Helotiales; Pleuroascaceae. Gene Ontology annotation, molecular function: microtubule minus-end binding; gamma-tubulin binding. Gene Ontology annotation, biological process: cytoplasmic microtubule organization; mitotic cell cycle; microtubule nucleation. Gene Ontology annotation, cellular component: centrosome; equatorial microtubule organizing center; gamma-tubulin complex. Bases 1 to 2895 code for a protein of 964 amino acids. The transcript is spliced from 2 exons. The record is from RefSeq and is a predicted model, not a curated record.